Glycine soja is the source of this 3489-nucleotide messenger RNA. RefSeq names its product chaperone protein ClpB3, chloroplastic-like. NCBI's taxonomy places the organism in Eukaryota, Viridiplantae, Streptophyta, Magnoliopsida, Fabales, Fabaceae. The coding region runs from base 214 to 3138 and encodes 974 amino acids. Gene Ontology annotation, biological process: cellular response to heat; protein refolding. The record is from RefSeq and is a predicted model, not a curated record. Gene Ontology annotation, molecular function: ATP hydrolysis activity; ATP binding. Gene Ontology annotation, cellular component: cytoplasm. The transcript has 10 exons.
ACUCUCACUCUAUUCCUAUUCCUAUUCCUGCCCCAACUCUCUCCUUGCAAUUUCUGUUCUGUUACAACCUUUCUCUUUUCUUCUGUUGUCUUCUCUUUUUUCUUUCCUCAAUACCCACGCAACGCAAAGUUCCCUCUUCUCUCUUUCCUUUAAUUUUUCACUAUCAUUCCUUCCCACUCGCUCUUCCCUCGACGCUCUUCCUCCUCAUUGCUCAUGGCCUCCACGACGUCGUUUUCUCUCUCUCACGCUGUUGUUCCCUUCUCCUGCAACACAAAGCAUGGUCAUUUAUCUCACAACCGCCACUAUCUCUCCCUCGCAAAACCCAUUUCCCUGAAGCCCCUCCGAUCGCCUUCCUUCAAUAAAAGACACUCUUUUGCAAAUGGGUUUCAGACAAUUCGGAGAAAUUCCUCACCUUUCACCGUUCGCUGUGAAGCUUCAAGUGGAAGGAUUACGCAGCAAGAGUUCACAGAGAUGGCGUGGCAGGCAAUAGUUUCGUCGCCGGAGGUGGCCAAAGAGAACAAGCAUCAGAUAGUAGAGACAGAGCACUUGAUGAAGGCUUUGUUGGAGCAGAAGAAUGGGCUUGCUCGCAGGAUCUUUUCGAAGGUUGGGGUGGAUAACACUCGCCUUCUAGAAGCUACUGAUAAGUACAUUCAGCGGCAACCCAAGGUUCUAGGGGAAUCAUCUGGUUCAAUGUUGGGCCGUGAUUUGGAGGCAUUGAUUCAGAGAGCUAGGGACCACAAGAAAAAGUAUGGGGAUUCAUUUGUUUCAGUUGAGCACUUGGUUCUUGCUUUUACCCAAGAUCAACGAUUUGGGAAGCAAUUCUUUAGAGAUUUUCAAAUAUCUGAGCCUGCUCUAAAAUCUGCAAUAGAGUCUGUUAGGGGACGUCAGUCAGUUAUUGAUCAAGAUCCUGAAGGGAAGUAUGAAGCCUUGGAAAAAUAUGGAAAAGAUUUGACCGCAAUGGCAAAAGCUGGAAAACUCGACCCAGUCAUAGGAAGAGAUGAUGAAAUACGAAGGUGCAUCCAAAUUCUCUCCAGGAGGACAAAGAACAAUCCCGUGCUAAUCGGUGAACCUGGUGUUGGAAAGACUGCUAUUUCUGAAGGACUGGCUCAGAGAAUAGUGCACGGAGAUGUUCCUCAAGCUUUGAUGAACCGUAGGCUUAUAUCUCUCGAUAUGGGAGCACUUAUUGCUGGAGCGAAGUACCGGGGAGAAUUCGAGGAUAGGCUGAAAGCUGUACUAAAAGAAGUGACAGAAUCUGAUGGUCAGACUAUCCUUUUCAUUGACGAGAUUCAUACAGUUGUUGGGGCAGGAGCUACAAAUGGCGCUAUGGAUGCUGGUAAUCUCUUAAAACCUAUGCUUGGUCGGGGUGAGUUGCGAUGUAUUGGUGCAACAACACUGGACGAGUAUCGGAAGUAUAUUGAGAAGGACCCAGCACUAGAACGCCGUUUCCAGCAAGUUUAUGUUGACCAACCUACAGUUGAAGAUACAAUUUCAAUACUGAGGGGACUGCGGGAAAGGUAUGAACUACAUCAUGGAGUCCGAAUUUCUGACAGUGCACUUGUGGAAGCUGCAAUUCUCUCAGAUAGAUAUAUCAGUGGAAGAUUUUUGCCUGACAAAGCUAUUGACCUGGUUGAUGAGGCGGCUGCAAAACUGAAAAUGGAAAUCACUUCUAAACCUACUGCACUUGAUGAGAUCAACAGAUCAGUCCUGAAACUAGAGAUGGAGAGACUCUCUCUCAUGAAUGAUACAGAUAAGGCUUCUAAAGAUAGGCUGAAUCGUCUUGAGGCAGAGCUUUCUCUCUUAAAAGAGAAACAGGCUGAGCUGACUGAACAGUGGGAGCAUGAAAAGUCUGUAAUGACUCGUAUUCAAUCAAUCAAAGAAGAGAUAGACAGAGUGAAUCUUGAGAUCCAACAGGCUGAGCGGGAGUAUGAUCUUAAUCGUGCUGCUGAAUUAAAGUAUGGCAGUCUUAACUCCUUGCAACGGCAACUUGAAAGUGCAGAGAAGGAGUUAGACGAAUAUAUGAACUCUGGGAAGUCUAUGCUGAGAGAGGAAGUUACGGGAAAUGAUAUUGCUGAAAUUGUAAGCAAGUGGACUGGUAUCCCUGUUUCAAAACUUCAACAAUCAGAGAGGGAGAAGUUGUUGUAUUUAGAGGAAGUGCUUCAUAAGCGUGUUGUUGGCCAAGACCCUGCAGUUAAGGCAGUUGCUGAGGCUAUCCAACGUUCAAGAGCAGGUCUUUCAGAUCCUCAUCGUCCAAUUGCCAGCUUCAUGUUUAUGGGACCUACAGGUGUAGGAAAGACGGAGCUGGCUAAGGCACUUGCAGCCUACUUGUUCAACACUGAAGAAGCUCUUGUACGAAUUGAUAUGAGUGAGUACAUGGAAAAACAUGCUGUUUCAAGAUUGAUUGGGGCUCCACCUGGAUAUGUUGGGUACGAAGAAGGAGGGCAACUUACUGAGAUAGUUCGCCGCAGACCAUAUGCUGUUAUUUUGUUUGAUGAGAUUGAGAAGGCACACGCUGAUGUCUUCAAUGUAUUCCUUCAAAUUUUGGAUGAUGGAAGAGUAACCGACUCACAAGGUCGCACAGUAAGUUUUACCAACACUGUUAUCAUUAUGACCUCAAAUGUUGGAUCACAGUACAUCUUGAACACAGAUGAUGACACCACGCCGAAAGAGUUGGCUUAUGAAACCAUAAAACAGCGCGUAAUGGAUGCUGCAAGAUCCAUCUUUCGCCCUGAGUUUAUGAAUAGAGUUGACGAAUAUAUUGUUUUCCAGCCUCUAGACCGUGAACAAAUAAGUAGCAUUGUCAGAUUACAGCUGGAGCGUGUGCAAAAGAGAAUUGCAGAUCGCAAGAUGAAAAUCCAAGUGACGGAUGCUGCUGUUCAACUUCUUGGAAGUUUAGGGUAUGACCCCAACUAUGGCGCUAGGCCAGUCAAGCGAGUGAUUCAGCAGAAUGUGGAGAAUGAACUCGCCAAGGGUAUUCUCAGAGGAGAGUUUAAGGAAGAGGAUGCAAUUCUAAUAGACACUGAACUCACAGCAUUUACCAACGGCCAACUUCCCCAGCAAAAGCUUGUUUUUAAGAAACUUGCAGCUGAUUCAGAAUCUACCCCUCAAGGCACCUUGGAACCCUUCCCACAGGCCCCAUGAAUUCCUUCUACUUACUCUAUAUUUUUCCUUCACACACAAAUUUGAGCAUACAGUUUCCUUAUACCAAUUGAACAAUGAUGCCGGUGUAGUUUGCAUCUAAUAUAUAUUUUCUAUUACCAAUACGAAUAACAUUUGUCACUCGAAAACAGUGUAAAUAUAUAUUUUUACCUCUGUUGAGUGAGUCGCGUUCUGCAUAUUUAACCUGGUAAUGUAGAUGAGCCAGGCUGAGCUUAUUUCAGUAAUAUUGAGUUGGAUUAAUUCCAGCUUGGUUAAAAAUUAAUGCUUGGCUAUGAGAAGCAUUAAACUGUUCCUGCUGGAAAGAUACAAGCAAUAAGGCUGUAUUUGAUUCAA